CCCUUCAUCCCUCUCUCAAACACUCCAACACAAGGACUCUCUCUUUCCUCAAGAUGACGGCAGGGUUGUGUGUGUGUGUUCUGUUGGUGGUCCUGUCCACUAGCUGUUUGGGACGACCCCAGUCCUCUCCCCCCCUCCAAGAGGGCGACCCUGCCAUGCCCCCUUCCUCUGAAGCACGUCUUGAAGCCUACGCCCACUUCCUCUCCAAGCCACGCCUCAGACAGACACGCUCCGCCCCUUUGGACAAUACCGUCCCAUAUACGGCAGAAGAAGAUGGAGACUCCAGAGCCAACCUCAGUGAAUUGUUGGCUAGACUCAUCUCCUCACGGAAAGGUUCUAUCCGUAAGAACUCAACAGUGAACAGCAGAGCUAGCGGUCUCAGUGCUAACCACCGGAUAAAAGACCGAGACUACAAUGGGUGGAUGGACUUCGGCCGCCGCAGUGCAGAAGAGUACGAGUACUCCUUGUAAAAAAAGUAGUCACUCUCUACGAGAAAACAACAAACUCAGUCACUGUCCCGCGAUAAGAGUAUAUUUAUUCUGUAUUUGUUUGUAAACACUACAUGAUGCAAUAUAUACAUAUGCCAAAUUUUUCAGGAAAUGUUUAAAGUUCUGGUUUUCUUUCCUGGUGUUCUGUCUGUUUAUGGUUUUGGAGGGAAUUGAAUGGAAUGAAAAAAGGUCAGGUGUUAAUGGAAAAAUAUAUAUGAUGUCAUGAGAUUAACUUGGAUCAAUAAAAGUUAAGAAUGAACAGUAUCUCAACAAAUGACUUCCCAAAGACACAUGCUCACACCCACGUAAGCAUGCACAGAUAACAACUCACACAAAUAACAUAAUACCCUCAUGGUAUCACCUUAAGACGUUAAACUAGAAAUAUAAAUAGUACGCAGUGGCUCAUUAUAAUACAUAAAGCUGGUAGAACACAGAGCUCACUUCUCUAGGACCCCAGUCCUGCUGCUUUUCAGUUCUCUCAAUUAACCAAUGAAUAUAAUUUACUGAUUUAUAAAGUGCAACGAUUGGUCAGAGUGCACACACCUGGUUUCCCAGGUCUGAAUCAGUCUUUGAUUAAAAGGCAAGGAUGAAAACUAGCAGACACUGCAGCUGUGCCCCCUUCACUUACAAACAUGUCAUUUGUGAACAACAGUACUGCCUGACAUAACUGGUUUGCAACAACAACCGACAGGGAAUAGACUUCAACAUCAUGUUGUGAUUCAUAUUUACUGUAUGUUGUUGACCAACAUCAUGUUGUGAUUCAUAUUUACUGUAUGUUGUUGACCAACAUCAUUAAAUGGCAGAUGUACCAAACAUCAAGCCCAGUCACUGAAAUUGAAGUUGAAAUUAUAUAGGGAAAUGUAGAUCUUGAUGUGUUACCAAUUCAAUUAGUUUUUUUAUCAAUUGCUUAAGUUGACAAAAUGUUUCAAUAACAUGAAAGCAACAUUAGGUUAACCUGUUUGCGCCUGAUCGGAAUGUUGGCCUACAUACUAAACUGAAAAUGAAAAAGUGUUUGGAGAUACAGUAUCUUGGGACAUACCACGUUGAAGUGUUCUGUUACUUGAUGGGAAUAUCAUACCAUGAACCCGAGAUGAGAAAACACAGGAAUCUGGAAAAUACUCAAAUCCUAAAAUAGCCUUUAUUUUAUGUUCUGCUUGGUUUGUGUUCUGUCUGUUCUGUUUCUCUCUACCUGCUGAAAUAAAGACUGUUGGAGAUAGACUGUAAA
Messenger RNA from Salvelinus sp. IW2-2015, 1713 nucleotides. RefSeq names its product cholecystokinin b (gene cckb). Lineage: Eukaryota; Metazoa; Chordata; Actinopteri; Salmoniformes; Salmonidae. Gene Ontology annotation, molecular function: neuropeptide hormone activity. The record is from RefSeq and is a predicted model, not a curated record. Gene Ontology annotation, cellular component: axon; extracellular region. Gene Ontology annotation, biological process: digestion.